Molecule: messenger RNA, 858 nt
Organism: Caenorhabditis remanei
Lineage: Eukaryota; Metazoa; Nematoda; Chromadorea; Rhabditida; Rhabditidae
Exons: 3
Coding region: 1-858 (285 amino acids)
Molecular function (GO): oxidoreductase activity
Source: RefSeq, a predicted model, not a curated record
AUGUCUGGCCGUUUCCAAGGAAAAGUUGCAAUUAUCACUGGUUCCUCUAAUGGAAUCGGUAGAGCAACUGCUCUAUUAUUCGCUAAAGAAGGUGCCAAGGUUACUGUAACCGGAAGGAAUCCAGAACGACUCGAGGCUUCCAAACAAGCACUUUUAGAUGCAGGAAUCCCUGAAUCUCAUUUUCUGAUUGUCCCAGCUGAUAUCACCUUGCCUUCCGGACAAGAUGACCUAAUUGCUAAGACAUUGGAGAAGUUUGGAAAACUGAAUAUUCUAGUGAACAAUGCUGGUGCCUCAAUCAAGGACCCCGAGAACAAGAUAGGAAUAAGUCAGAGUCUUGGGACCUACGAGGAGACUAUGAAGAUAAACGUGGAGAGCGUGAUCCAAAUGACACAGAAGACUCGUCCACAUCUGGCAGCCACCAAGGGAGAUAUCGUCAAUGUUUCGAGUAUUGUAGCGGUGAAAGCUGGGUGGUCCCUCCUUGCUUACUACCCGAUGGCAAAAGCUGCUUUGGACCAGUACACCAGAAGUGCUGCAAUCGACCUCAUCGCAGAAGGCAUCCGUGUAAACACUGUGAAUCCUGGAAUCGUGCAGACAGGAUUCCACGAGUCGGAGUUUGGGUUCACUAAGGAGGAAGCUAAGAAGUUCUACGACGAGAUUGGAUCCAACCGGUCAUCCAUUCCAGUUGGGUUUGCUGGCCGCCCGGAGCACAUUGCGAAAACUAUUGCAUUCUUAGCUGACCGUGACUCUUCUGAAUACAUCAUCGGACAGAAUAUUGUGGCAGAUGGUGGCACUACAUUGGUUUUGGGUAUCCAUGCGAAUGUGGCGAACACUUUGAAAAAUUCUUCAUUUGCUAAAUAA